Anopheles merus is the source of this 496-nucleotide messenger RNA. RefSeq lists its product as uncharacterized. The record is from RefSeq and is a predicted model, not a curated record. The transcript has 2 exons. Lineage: Eukaryota; Metazoa; Arthropoda; Insecta; Diptera; Culicidae. Bases 51 to 377 code for a protein of 108 amino acids.
UCGUCCAGUUCGGGACAGAACGCCGGAGUAGCAGCAGCAAAGCAACACCGAUGGAUCCCUACAGCAGAGUGCUCCGAAUUGCACUAGCAAUCGGUAUCAUGUCAUCGUUUGUGGGCCGCAUGGACGCAUCGUUUCCCGGUUUGUCGCUGGAAGGAUGGCCUUACUUCUAUCCACUCGGACCGUGGCACGAUCACACCCCAAUCCAACCGUACAACGAGCCCGUCCCAAUCAUUCCUGUUGUGGCAGCGCAGCUGGCGGAAUAUCCUGGCGCGAUGUCGAUCGCCGCAACACGAGGCGCUGUUCAUAUAGCACCACUUCCAGGACAUUCGAUUUCACAGUUCCAAUACAACCUGGACGGUCCACCGGGGACGUACUAGAACACACACACACACACACACACUCGUACAUAAAACACACGCAACACUGUUCACUUAAAACUUAGUCAAUAAACAGCUGUAUUUCUCGCAGAACUCUCCCACCGGAACACAACACUGGC